This is a messenger RNA of Galendromus occidentalis (western predatory mite), 1034 nucleotides long. RefSeq names its product proteasome alpha4 subunit (gene Prosalpha4). The transcript is spliced from 3 exons. Gene Ontology annotation, cellular component: proteasome core complex, alpha-subunit complex; proteasome core complex. Lineage: Eukaryota; Metazoa; Arthropoda; Arachnida; Mesostigmata; Phytoseiidae. Gene Ontology annotation, biological process: ubiquitin-dependent protein catabolic process. Bases 234 to 917 code for a protein of 227 amino acids. The record is from RefSeq and is a predicted model, not a curated record.
UCACGGCACGGUCGAGCCGGAGAACUAGGCUGCGUGAUUUACCUUGUUGUUCUCCACGUACUUGAUGAGUGACUGAUAUUCUUCCUUCAGCCUCGGAACCCAGAGAUCUUUGUCACGUGGCCCGGCUUUAGUCUUCAGGAGAGGAAUGGCACUGAGAGUUCUCUUCGUCGCCUCAUCCACCAUUGUGAAUCUUCCUGAAUGAUGCUAAUCCCACCAAAAUCAGCUGGAUAUCGAUGUCACAGGAGCUAGUGCAGUUGGUCGGAGUUCGAGGCAAUAACAUUGUUGUGCUCGCCGUUGAGAAGAAAUCGAUCGCCAAGUUGCAAGAAGAACGUAGCGUACGGAAGAUCUGCCCAAUCGAUGACCAUGUAGUGAUGGCAUUUGCCGGACUCACCGCCGACGCUCGAGUCCUCGUGGACUGUGCUCGGGUGGAAUGUCAAUCACAUCGACUGACUGUUGAAGAUCCCGUGUCGUUGGAAUACAUAACUCGGUACAUCGCUCAGCUGAAACAACGUUACACGCAGUCGAAUGGCCGAAGACCUUUCGGCAUCACCGCUCUCCUGGCAGGCUUCGAUCCCGACGGUACUCCCCGACUCUUCCAGACGGAUCCUUCAGGGGUCUACCAUGAGUGGAAAGCCAACUCGACUGGCCGCUCGGAUAAAACUGUCCGAGAAUACCUCGAGAAGAACUACAAGAUCGAGGAAAUGGCUGAUGACGAUAAAGUGAUCAGGUUGGCGAUACGGGCCCUGCUCGAGGUAGUGCAAGGACGGAGUCUCGAAGUCGCUGUCAUGCGGAGGAAUCAGAAAUUGAAGAUGCUGGAUGCAAAGGAAAUCGAGAAGUACGUGGAGUCGAUUGAAAAGGAAAAGGAAGAGGAAGCCGAGAAGAAGAAGGCGAAAAUGAGCGGACAACAAUCGCAGUGAAUAACCUAACAGUGAGGUCUUGACUAUAUUUUCAUUCGAGUUUCGGGACGUGAUUCGCGCGCCACCAAUAUUUCAAGAGCUUGGGGCAAAUGUUCGAAUACACGGAAUUUCUGAAAA